Messenger RNA from Cryptomeria japonica (Japanese cedar), 1649 nucleotides. RefSeq names its product large ribosomal subunit protein uL4. Lineage: Eukaryota; Viridiplantae; Streptophyta; Pinopsida; Cupressales; Cupressaceae. Gene Ontology annotation, molecular function: structural constituent of ribosome; RNA binding. The record is from RefSeq and is a predicted model, not a curated record. Gene Ontology annotation, biological process: translation. Gene Ontology annotation, cellular component: ribosome; cytosolic large ribosomal subunit. The transcript has 2 exons. Bases 146 to 1348 code for a protein of 400 amino acids.
UAAUGGGUCAUGACUCAUAAAACUUGUCUCCAAACCCUAACCCGUUUUUCUUUCAAACCCUAGAAUCCUACACUUCUGUUCUAUUUUAUUUCUCUCGAAAUAUAAGCCCCAUUUUUCGAUUCAGCAGCGCACAGGAGGAAAAAAAAUGGCGGCAGCGGCGACGAGGCCACUGGUGACAAUGCAGAACCCCAAUGGCACCAGUGAGGGCGGUGGCUUUCCUCUACCAGAUGUCAUGAAGGCCAGCAUACGCCCGGACAUUGUCCGUUUUGUGCACAGCAACAUGAGCAAGAACAAGCGUCAGCCAUACGCGGUAAGUACCAAGGCUGGCCAUCAAACAUCGGCGGCAUCAUGGGGGACAGGAAGAGCAGUUUCAAGAAUUCCGAGAGUGGCGGGUGGAGGUACGCACAGAUCAGGCCAGGCCGCCUUUGGCAAUAUGUGCCGUGGCGGGCGAAUGUUCGCCCCGACGAAGAUAUGGCGCAAGUGGCACCGUAAAAUCAAUUUGAACCAGAAGCGUUUCGCGGUGGUUUCAGCCCUCGCAGCCUCGGCCGUGCCUGCGCUUGUGAUGGCGCGAGGACAUCGGGUGGAGAAGGUGCCCGAGCUGCCCCUUGUGCUCGGUGAUGCUGUGGAGUCUGUUGAGAAGACGGCUGGAGCCCUCAAGGUUUUGAAGACUCUGGGGGCUCUUCCGGACGUGGAGAGAGCGAAGAGCUCUCACACGAUACGGGCAGGCAAGGGAAAGAUGCGCAAUCGGCGAUAUGUUUCCCGUAAAGGCCCCCUUAUUGUUUAUGGCACUGAGGGAGCUAAGCUGGUCCGGGCGUUUCGAAACAUUCCCGGAGUCGACGUUGCACAUGUGGAUCGGCUUAACCUGCUUAAGCUUGCCCCAGGAGGACAUCUCGGUCGAUUUAUAAUUUGGACCCGAUCUGCCUUCGAAAGGCUGGAUAAGGUGUUUGGGACUUUUGAGAAGGAGUCUGAGCAGAAGAAGGGGUACUUGCUGCCCAGGUCUAAGAUGGUCAACUCUGAUCUUGCUAGAAUUGUGAAUUCUGACGAGGUGCAGAGUGUUGUGAGACCGAUUGAGAGGGAAGUUAAACGCAAGCCGCUCAAGAAGAACCCUCUGAAGAAUUUGGGGGCGCUGUUGAAGCUUAAUCCUUAUGCAAAGACUGCUAGGAGGAUGGCUCUUUUAGCUGAGGCAGAACGUGUCAAGGCUAAGGCGGAGAAGCUGGACAAGAAGAGAAAGGAGCCCCAGGAUAAGGCAGUCAAGGCAGCAGGCAAAGCUUGGUACCAAACUAUGGUUUCAGAUAGUGACUAUACAGAGUUUGAUAAUUUCUCCAAGUGGCUUGGUGUAACUCAAUAGAGCUUUAUUAGUCCAUGCUCUGCUGGUUAUUCGGUCAGUAUAAUUAAGGUUGAAAUCUAGGGAGCACAGUUAGUGGGUUUACUAUAGUUGAGGCGUUCCAUUUGUAGCUGGAUUUACAGAACAGAUCUAUUUUUGGUAGAACUAUUUAAUGUUUGUGUUUAUGUGCUUUGGCAUCAUUGGCAUCACAAAAAUUAGUUUUUGGCAUAAAUUUUGCAGUCUCAGUUUGGAUAGUUAGGGCCCAUAGGGGCAUGCAAGAGGAUCAAUAAAUAGAGGCUCUUCAUGAUGAAGGCUAAUUUGAUAA